CCCCACACCACAGAUCAAACUCCCAAGCAGUAGCAAGAAAAGCACAAAGCAGAAGGUAGAAAGAAAUCAUCAGAACCCCAAAUUAGGGUUAGGGUUUUCCAAAUCGACGCCAUGGAAUUCCCCUCCCAAAGCUAGGGUUUCUCGAGAAGUAGGGUUUAGGGUUUGGGAAUCGCGAAGAGCAGAUGGCCCAGGGAAGGCGAUCUACCGGGACCGUCAAAUGGUUCAGCGGGCAGAAGGGGUUUGGAUUCAUAACCCCUGAUGAUGGCGGUGAGGAUCUGUUCGUUCAUCAGACGUCGAUCCGAUCCGACGGCUUCCGGAGCCUCUCGGAGGGCGAGACGGUCGAAUUCGAGAUCGACCGUGGCGAUGAUGGACGGACGAAGGCAGUCGAUGUUACCGGUCCCAACGGGUCGUAUGUGUCUGGCGGCGGCGGGGGUGGCGGUGGCGGGAGGGGGUUUUCUGGCGGGAGAGGGAGAGGUGGUGGUUAUGGCGGUUAUGGGAGAGGAGGGAGGGGUGGUGGUGGGAGAGCAAGGACGGGUGGAGGGUAUGGGGGUGGUGGGGGUGGAGGAUAUGGAGUUAGUGGGGGUGGAGGAUAUGGAGGUGGUGGGGGUGGCGCUUGUUAUAACUGUGGGCAAAGUGGUCAUAUGGCGAGGGACUGUCAUCAGGGCGGUGGCGGCGGGAGAUCAAGUGGUGGCGGCGGCGGCGGCGGGGGUGGUAGAGGUUGUUAUAAUUGUGGAGAGCAAGGGCAUUUUGCGAGGGAAUGCCCGUAUGAGCCGAACUGAGAGCAAAUGUGGGUUAAUUAGUGUGGUUGCGCUUGUAAUUAUCGUUUGUUUGCUGGGUAUUUCGGGUUGAUGGGGUAUCUCGACAGAAGAAAAGAAGCAGAAGAAGAUUUUUGGGGGUGAUGAAUUUCACCGGCGCUGUUGAUUUUGGAUCUGUCUUGCAGCAAUGGAUGGUUGGAUCAUGUCCUGUUUUCGGUAAUUUGCUUGCUGGGUUGUGGUAAUUCUUUACAAAAAAAAUAUAUAUAGUUUUUCUUUUUCUUUUAUUGAUCAGUCGAUUGCUGCUUAUGUUUUCAAUAUCAAUCAAUGAAAUCCCUAUUCGCUGCUUUCUUUA
Messenger RNA from Magnolia sinica, 1107 nucleotides. RefSeq names its product glycine-rich protein 2-like. Gene Ontology annotation, molecular function: nucleic acid binding; zinc ion binding. Bases 183 to 779 code for a protein of 198 amino acids. The record is from RefSeq and is a predicted model, not a curated record. NCBI's taxonomy places the organism in Eukaryota, Viridiplantae, Streptophyta, Magnoliopsida, Magnoliales, Magnoliaceae. The transcript has a single exon.